GGUACCCCCCCCCCUCCCCGGCGAGUUCCUGAAGUGCGUGAUCUGAGGCUCGCCGUCUCGCCUCAGAGCCUCCAGUUUCCUCUAAGUAAGAUGGAGAUCCUGGAUUCCACCUCCAAGGAUCGCGGAGAGGGUAAAGGUAGCUGCUUCAGGUACAGAGCUGCGCCCGCGCCUGGCCGUGGUACAGCAACAUGCCCGGUCACUCCAACUUCUAGGCAGACCCCAGGCCACUGGUGCAGCCCCUCCUCGCUUCAGGGCUCAGCCCCUCCCCGCCACCCACUGCCCCACCAUGGCCGGGGACCGGCUCCCGAGGAAGGUGAUGGACGCCAAGAAGCUGGCCAGCCUGCUGCGGGGUGGGCCAGGGGGGCCGCUGGUCAUCGACAGCCGCUCCUUCGUGGAGUACAACAGCUGGCACGUGCUCAGCUCCGUCAACAUCUGCUGCUCCAAGCUGCUGAAGCGCCGGCUACAGCAGGGGAAGGUGACCAUCGCUGAGCUCAUCCAGCCGGCCGCCCACAGCCAGGUGGAGGCCAGGGAGCCGCAGGACGUGGUGGUCUACGACCAGAGCACACGGGACGCCAGCAUGCUGGCCGCAGACAGCUUCCUCUCCGUCCUGCUCAGCAAGCUGGACGGCUGCUUCGACAGCGUGGCCAUCCUCACGGGGGGCUUUGCCACCUUCUCCUCCUGCUUCCCUGGCCUCUGCGAGGGGAAGCCGGCCGCCCUGCUGCCCAUGAGCCUCUCCCAGCCCUGCCUGCCCGUGUCCAGUGUGGGCCUGACCCGCAUCCUGCCUCACCUCUACCUGGGCUCGCAGAAGGAUGUCCUGAACGAGGAUCUGAUGACCCAAAAUGGAAUAAGCUACGUCCUCAAUGCCAGCAACUCCUGCCCCAAGCCGGACUUCAUCUGCGAGAGCCGCUUCCUGCGCAUCCCCGUCAACGACAGCUACUGUGAAAAGCUGCUGCCCUGGCUGGACAAGUCCAUCGAGUUCAUCGAUAAAGCCAAGCUGUCCAGCUGCCAAGUCAUCGUCCACUGCCUGGCUGGCAUCUCCCGCUCCGCGACCAUCGCCAUCGCUUACAUCAUGAAGACCAUGGGCAUGUCCUCUGACGAUGCCUACAGGUUCGUGAAGGACCGGCGCCCGUCCAUCUCGCCCAACUUCAACUUCCUGGGCCAGCUGCUGGAGUACGAGCGCAGCCUGAAGCUGAUAGCGGCCCUGCAGGGCGACGGGGCGUCCCAGCCGGGGACCCCGGAGCCCCUGCCCGGCCCUGCGGCCCCGCUGCCGCCGCUGCCAUCACCUACCUCAGAGAGCGCCGCCACCGGGAGCGCGGCGGCCACCGCCAGGGAGGGGUCGGCGCGCACGGGCGGGGAGCCCCCGGCGCCGGCCACCAGCGCCCUGCAGCAGGGCCUGCGCGGCCUGCACCUGUCCUCCGACCGCCUGCAGGACACCAACCGCCUCAAGCGCUCCUUCUCGCUGGACAUCAAGUCGGCCUACGCCCCGAGCCGGCGGCCCGAGGGUCCCGGGCCCCCCGACCCCGGCGAGGCCCCCAAGCUCUGCAAGCUGGACAGCCCUUCGGGGGGCGCGCUGAGCCUGCCCUCCCCGGGCCUCGACAGCCCGGACGCGGCGCCCGAGGCGCGCCCGCGGCCCCGCCGGCGUCCCCGGCCCCCCGCCGGCUCCCCGGCGCGCUCCCCCGCUCACGGCCUCGGCCUGAACUUCGGCGACGCGGCCCGGCAGACUCCACGGCACGGCCUCUCGGCCCUGUCGGCGCCCGGGCUGCCCGGGCCAGGCCAGCCGACCGGCCCCGGGGGCUGGGCGCCGCCGCUGGACUCCCCCGGCACGCCGUCGCCCGACGCGCCCUGGUGCUUCAGCCCCGAGGGCGCGGGCGGCGUGGGCAGCGGCGCGCUGUUCGCGCCCUUCGGCCGGCCGGGCGUGCAGACCGCGGGCGGCGGCGACCUACGGCGGCGGGAGGCGGCGCGGGCCGAGCCCCGGGACGCGCGGACCGGCUGGCCCGAGGAGCCGGCCCCGGAGACGCAAUUCAAGCGCCGCAGCUGCCAGAUGGAGUUCGAGGAGGGCAUGGUGGAGGGGCGCGCGCGCGGCGAGGAGCUGGCCGCCCUGGGUAAGCAGGCCAGCUUCUCGGGUAGCGUGGAAGUCAUCGAGGUGUCCUGACGCGCGGGCUCGCCGACCUCGGGCCCCUAUAGAUGUAUGUUAUAGAGAGUACAAAGAAAGGUAAACGGUUUUACUGCGAUUUUUACCCAGAAGUAAAUACGUCGAUUUUUUAAUUUAUUUAAGCUGUUCAUUCUGGCAAUGAGUUGGCAACAAGGCAGGGCGGUCCUUUGCGCUCUAUUUUUACUGUCUGGUAUUUAAACUGAAACGUACGUUUCUAAGCAAUAUGAGGCCACCUUCGGCCGCAAGCUGGGUGCCAGGCCUGGGGCUCCCUCCCGCCCUCCGCCCCCACAGGAAACCCGGCUGACCGGCUGAACCGUUGCAAAGAGGGCUGCAGAGCUUUCGUGCACUUUUUACAUAAGAAAAAGGGGGAAAAAAAGAAAAAAAAAAAAAACUUCUUUGCCACAAACUGAGCCGCAGACCCUCUCCACCCUCCCCCACCCCA
Choloepus didactylus (southern two-toed sloth) is the source of this 2594-nucleotide messenger RNA. RefSeq names its product dual specificity phosphatase 8 (gene DUSP8). Gene Ontology annotation, biological process: negative regulation of MAPK cascade; protein dephosphorylation. The record is from RefSeq and is a predicted model, not a curated record. The coding region runs from base 287 to 2152 and encodes 621 amino acids. The transcript has 7 exons. Gene Ontology annotation, cellular component: cytoplasm. Gene Ontology annotation, molecular function: protein tyrosine/threonine phosphatase activity; MAP kinase tyrosine/serine/threonine phosphatase activity. NCBI's taxonomy places the organism in Eukaryota, Metazoa, Chordata, Mammalia, Pilosa, Megalonychidae.